CUCGUAGUCCGACAUAAAUCCAAUAUGUCAGUCAAGAUAUGGCAAACUACAGAAAUUACUGUUUUAUUUGAUUGUUGAGUUUCUUGUGCGGUAAAACAAUUAUUUUUAAUUAAACAAGAUGCGUUCUAGUUUUAAAGCCAUUGAUUUUCCAUUAUAACGUCGUGCAAGUUAUGUUUUUAGUUAAUUUGUUAGUGAAAGAAAAAUAGUUGUUGUUAUUUGUUUCAACAAAGCAAAGCUGCAAUUUCGUUAUAAGAAAAUGAAUUGUUAUUAAGUGUGCUGUGAAUUUAGAUAUAAUGUGUGAGGAUUAUCGGUUGUAAUGUAAAUAAAAAAAUAUUGUUUGUGCGCGCAUGCGUUUCUAUCGAAAACAGACAAAGGUUUUGUGUGGUUUUAAAAUCAGCUGUGUGCAAUGACUUAGUGCUACCUAAAGUGUUUGUUUGUAAGCGACAAUGUUUAGUGAAAUUGGAUACACAAUUUUUCUACUACUUGCCCUGCCUUACAUAGAGAGUGCGUCUCGGCACCUCAGUGAGUACGUGGAUAACUACGAGGAGGUGCACUACAAUCAUGAUGAGGUGCAUCUCCAGCACCUACGCGCGCGCCGCUCCGUCGACCCGCCAGAUCUGCGAAUUAACUUCAAUGCGCAUGGGCGGCGGUUCAAUUUGCGGCUUCGACGCGAUCUCUCAGCCUUUAGUGAUGAUUUUAAGGUUCACGGUUCCCAAGGGGAGCUGCAUGACGUGGACACAUCGCACUUAUACACGGGCGAGGUAUCUGAUGACCCCCACUCCAAGGUGUUCGGUUCGGUGACAGAAGGUAUCUUCGAAGGCAAAAUAAUGCUAAACGACGGCUCCUACUACGUCGAGCAUGCGAAGAGAUACUUCCCCCAGAACAACACCAGAGGACGCGUUCACUCCGUCAUAUACCGGGAGGGGGAUGUAAUAGAUCCCUAUGCGCAUCGGAGGCACGGUCACGUCGGCGGUUGUGGUGUCACAGACGAGGUGGUCCAAUGGAUGGAGAGGAUACAGAGUUCUGGAGUGGAUGACGACGCACUGGCAUCACCACCUCCCGCAUCUACAAGCACGCACCAUCACCCUUCGUCGCCUAUACCAUCACACCCAAACAGUCUUAGGGAUGAUCCGCCUAGGCAUUGGGAGCACCAUCAUCACAAUAAAUACUCGCGUGCUGCGAACACGGGAGAGCAUCCACGGUCGAAGCGGGCAACUGAAUCCAAAAUUAAGAAUACAUGCUCGCUGUAUAUACAAACUGAUCCGCUUAUAUGGAGACAUGUGAGGGAGGGGUUUCCAGAUCAUCUCGACCGUAGCAAGAAGAAUGAGAUAGACAUGAAGACACGCGAAGAGAUCCUCUCUCUCAUCUCUCACCACGUGACAGCUGUCAACUAUAUCUACCGGGACACGAAGUUUGACGGAAGACGCGAGCAUAGGAAUAUUCAGUUUGAAGUUCAAAGGAUAAAGAUCGACGAUGAUUCUGCGUGCAAGAAGCACCCGUUCGCAACGGAGACGAACCAAUUCUGCUGGGAGAACAUUGAUGUGUCAAAUUUUCUGAACCUCCACUCGCUGGGCAACCACGAGGACUUCUGCCUCGCCUAUAUGUUCACUUAUCGGGACUUCACUGGUGGAACUCUGGGUCUAGCCUGGGUAGCGAGCGCAAGUGGCGCCUCUGGGGGCAUCUGCGAGAAAUACAAAACCUACACCGAGACCACUGGGGGUCUAUAUCAAAGUACCAAGAGGUCACUCAACACUGGUAUCAUCACAUUCGUCAACUACAACAGUAGGGUGCCACCUAAGGUCAGCCAGCUUACGUUGGCACACGAGAUUGGACACAAUUUUGGAUCGCCGCACGACUACCCCUCAGAAUGUCGGCCUGGAGGCCAACAAGGUAAUUUUAUAAUGUUCGCAUCGGCCACCUCUGGUGAUAGGCCCAACAAUAGCAGAUUUUCGACCUGCUCUGUCAGCAAUAUCAGCGCUGUAUUGGACGCUGUAAGGGAUGGAAGGAAAAGGGACUGUCUAAAGGAAAGCGCUGGAGCGUUCUGCGGGAAUAAGAUUGUCGAGGUCGGAGAGGAGUGUGAUUGUGGUUAUGACGAAAUCGAGUGUAAAGAUCGAUGCUGUUAUCCUCGACAAGUGAGCACAUAUGACCUGGAUCGGAACUCGUCCGCUAAGGGCUGUCAGAGGCGGGCCAACACGCAGUGCAGUCCCUCCCAAGGGCCGUGCUGUCACGCGCAGACGUGCCAGUUCGUGUUGGCCUUCCGCAAUCAGACGUGUCGUGAGGCGACCGAGUGCAGCCACGCGUCCUACUGCUCCGGACGCUCCGCCGACUGCCCCAACCCCAGGUCUCUGCCUGAUCAUACCAAGUGUAAUAAUGGUACCCAGCUCUGCAUAAAGGGGGACUGCAGCGGUUCCAUGUGUCUCGCGUGGAACAUGAAGGAGUGCUUCCUCUCCUCGUCGCCCACCAAAAUCGGGGAUGGAGUCACGGCAGUCGUCAACCGCAGGGCCUUGUGUCAGCUCGCGUGUCAGACGGGGCCGGAGCCGGACUCCUGUCGCAGUACGGCUGACUUUGCCAAGCAAGUGGGUCUGCCCAGUGAGGGCAUCAGCUUGAGACCUGGAUCGCCGUGUGACAAUUUCCAGGGUUACUGCGACGUGUUCCUAAAGUGUCGGGCCGUGGACGCCGAGGGCCCUCUGGUCCGGCUGAAGAACCUCCUCUUGAACCGCGAGACCCUCCAGACCUUGCAAGAGUGGGUGACCGAGAAGUGGUGGGCAGUUCUACUCGGCGGGGUCACCCUGGUGGUGCUGAUGGGGGCCUUCGUCAAGUGCUGCGCCGUUCAUACGCCUUCCUCGAACCCCAAGCGACCGCCGGCCAGACGUCUGUCAGAAACUUUACGUCGUCCGAUGAACACCUUGCGACGCAUGCGCGGCGGCAACGCGGAGCCGCGUCGCGCCGGCCACGCCCCUCCGCGGCCUGGUCACCGCAGGGCCAGGAACCACAAGGGCUACGCCCCCCCACUCACCUACACUGCCCGGGAGCUGGGCGCGGGCGGGCCGGGCCCGAGCGGGCGUCGCGAGCCGUACGCCAACGCUUAUCCGCAGGCGUACGAGAUGCGUCCGGCGCACAAGGUCUGACACAGCGUUCUGCCGCUGCUGUGCUACUUGCAGCACGCACACACGCACACACACCUCUCGUGAACACACACGCGACUACUUUUAGCGAGGCCUUCGAUAUUACCGGGCGUUUAAUUUUGUAUAAAAUUAGAGUUGCUUAGAGUUUGCGCGAUUACCUGAAGAAUACGCCUCGUAAUUGCCGAAAGUACGAGCCAUGUAAGUUUUCAUGUAUAUCAAUUUACUGCUAAAGUACAGUCGGUCAGAACUAUACUUAAAUAAUAUUAAACUAUACAAAUAAUCAAUACAAAAAAAAACUAUAUUUUUUGCUUAAAAACUGGCAAAAUGUAUCGAAAGCAAUGCUAAAAGUAUGAAAUUCCGAUGUUCACUGCCACAUUUUUAUUUGAAGCAUUUAAACCAUUAAGCGGUUAAAGACAAUCUAUUUAACAGUAUUUUUUUCAUGUCCCGGAGAUAGGACGAGUUAAUUGAGACCCACGAGAGAAUUUAAUGUAAUAAUUCGAUCGAGAAUCAGGUUGUAAUCAUUAUCAUUAAAUUCGCUAAUCUUUUUAUCAUUAAUUUUGUCUGAAACUAAGUUUAAUGAAAUUCCGAACUUUUUCAAUGUUCGAGGGCGUCUCAAGUCUAUCUCUGGGUCUUGCGAUUUGUUCAGUACAAAUAGUAAUACUGAACUACGAUACAUUUGUUCAUAUGUUCACGGGCGAUCCUUUGGAAUAGGGCGGAACUGUUUCUAAAACUGAAUUAAACAGAAAAGAAUGAUUUUCAUUUAUUAGUAUUUUACUUGUUUUUUUUUUUGACGUGUAAACGUGUAUCGCUUAACGCCGGUUACACAAAAAAGCGUAACUCAUUGUCCCGUUACGCUCACUGUCCCUUUACGCUCAUUGUACGCUUGCGCCGUAUCUAUCUCUCAUCCCCUCGAUUUGCGUAUGCGUUCGAGGAUUCACUUCUUUGUAUCCAUACAAAAUGAUUUAAUUUAAUUUAUAAAAGUAUGCUUAUCAGUUUUAAAUUCCUCUUUAGAAACAGUUUUGACGCAACCAUACUUGAUUAUAAGUUUGACAUUCAUCACAAUGCGUCAACUAUUUGUAUGAAAAACUAAAAAUAUAUCUAAAAAAAAAACAUUUCAAACUCAUGGAAGAGGUUAUUUUGUGUUCAAUAAGAACUACAGCUCGGCCCAUUUAACCGCAUCGUGUUCGAAAAUUAGCUUUUAUUUUUGUAUCGAAGUGUCUCCAGUCGGACGUACCGACACGUGUGUAUAUUUUGUAUAUAAUCAACAUAUACAAUGUAUAAAUAUCAAAUAAUCGUACUGUUAUUAGUUAGUAAAACGUUAUUUUACUGGAAUCUCCGUAAUUGUAAUUUUAAAUGUCAUUAUUUGUAGAUGUGAAAAGUUUAAGUGCCAUUUAGGGAUUUGCAGGAUUAGCAUUCCGAUCGGAAAGCAUUUGUAUUCCGAGUCGACUGUCAAUCACAAUUUUAUAUCACCAAUAACGUCUAUCUAUCCUAAUAGUUAAACUAUAGUUAAAUGAAGUGGCAGUGACUAGUUCCCGUAUGGCGAAUUGUGUUGGUGUUUCGAAUUCUUUCCGUACGCAAUGUUCCAAAGCAAUUCGACGACUCGACAAUUGUCUCAAAAUUAUCAUUAACGGGCUCAUUACGCCACAGUACGGCGACAUUGGAAAAUGGCCGUUGUGAAGCUCAAAUUUGGCCCAAUAGUUUACGAUUAGUCUUCCUAUGGCAAUUAGUUUAAUUUCGUAGAUAUAAAUACAUUGCCAAAUGAUCAAAAUGUUUUAGACUGAUCUUUCGAUAUUCAGCUUGUUUAAGCGUUUAAAAAGUCCAGCUCAAAAUUGAAUUUAGGUGAAAAACGUAAGCUCCAAUCGUAUUGCAUGAAGUAUUAAUGUGUACAGUUGAUCUCCCCUAGGUAAUUCGUUACGUACUCCGUCGUGCAAGCCAAAGAGCAUGAUGUUUUAUUAUUUUCUAUAUAUUAAGGAUAGUUCUCGUCUAAGUGUACCGUGUUAAUGCCAUUUUUAGGAUCGAUAUGCAUUGUAAUUAAGCAUUGUAUAUUUGUAUGUAUGGAUGAAUGAGUGGCGACUCGACCAAUUGACUCGCGACGCUCGCGAGAUCGCGUAGUAAUGGCAUUAUUUCUCCUAAGUGUAAGCUAGUUUACCGUUAUAGAUUAUUUAAACAGACAAUGUGAAUAUUUUUAAUUAACAAGAUAAAUGUUACAACAUGUGAUUUCAAAAUAACAAAAAAAUACAAUAAAUUUUACAUG
This is a messenger RNA of Pieris brassicae (large cabbage white), 5379 nucleotides long. RefSeq names its product disintegrin and metalloproteinase domain-containing protein 10 (gene kuz). Gene Ontology annotation, biological process: membrane protein ectodomain proteolysis; Notch signaling pathway. NCBI's taxonomy places the organism in Eukaryota, Metazoa, Arthropoda, Insecta, Lepidoptera, Pieridae. Gene Ontology annotation, cellular component: plasma membrane. Gene Ontology annotation, molecular function: metalloendopeptidase activity. The record is from RefSeq and is a predicted model, not a curated record. The transcript has 16 exons. Bases 447 to 3128 code for a protein of 893 amino acids.